Molecule: messenger RNA, 4500 nt
Organism: Gopherus evgoodei (Goodes thornscrub tortoise)
Lineage: Eukaryota; Metazoa; Chordata; Testudines; Testudinidae
Gene: BOLA3
Product: bolA family member 3
Exons: 4
Coding region: 39-368 (109 amino acids)
Source: RefSeq, a predicted model, not a curated record
GGCGCUGAGGACAGGCCCGCCCGCCGCAUCACCGGGACAUGGCAGCCGCCAUCAGCGCCGGCAUCCUGGGCCUGGGCCGCGGGCGCAGGGUCCCCCUGCUGCGCCGCGCGCGGAGAGCCUUCGCCUCGCAGACUGACGGGGAAGCCAGGGUGGUGCAGGUCCUCAGAGAAAAAUUCCCUCGGGCUUCGGCCAUCAAAGUAGUGGAUAUAUCAGGAGGCUGUGGAGCAAUGUAUGAAAUUCAUAUAGAAUCUGAAGAAUUUAAAGAAAAGAGAACUGUCCAGCAACAUCAAAUGGUUAAUCAGGCACUAAGUGAAGAAAUUAAAGCAAUGCACGGACUACGGAUAUUCACAUCUAUUCCAAAGCACUGAAGAUGAACCAGGCAGCGUUGUCAGAAACCUGUGUGGAGAUAGGACACCUAUGGGCAUGAGACGAAACAGGAAGUUUGUACUUUGGGAUUAUGGACUUGUUUAUCUUUAAAUCAAUAUUUAAAGUUGUUAAAACAAAGACAGUAAGUAUUUCAGAAGCUAUUUAAAGAGAGAGCCUAUUUAAUUUUAACUUGUAGAUUGAUUUCUUAUCCUUUCAUAAAGUACCUGAUGCCAAAUCUUAGUUGGUUACUUUAUCAAAAAACUAAUCACUGUAAAUCAAGGAUGGAACUGGAAUGCCAUGGUUUGUGGAGCAUAUUGCAGAGGGUAGUAUUGGCUUCCAAAGGAUCUUUCAGUACUAACAUCUAGUGGAAAAGGACCACAGCAGUGGUGAUUCUACAAAGAGAUCAUGAACCAAAAAAACCAAAAUAAGAAUGUAUGUUUUUGCUGUGUGCUUGACUAGUGUUCUGUUUUAGCUCAGAGGAAACAGGGCAGUGGGGAAACAGCAGCUUACAAAGAAAUUACUUCAGAGGCUAUAGAGUCCCCUAUUCAAUGUGCCUUCUCAGUCAAUCAUCUUACUUCAAACAUGACUUUGUAAGAGAAGCUUGCAGGAUAAUCCUGAGCUGUCUGGCACAGCUACUGAAUAUGAAAUUAAGACUGUUUCUUAUUAAAUGAAAGGCUUUGUUACAUUACUUCAGUGUGAUGUCCUUGAAAGGAUAAGGUGCUUAGGUUUCCUGUUGGGCAAAACUCAAGGCAUAAUGCUCUGAGUCUGAAUUAUGAGGAUCACCUUUCCUUCAUGCCAUGUAUGGAAGUGCUUGUUUUGCUCAAACUCCUGUGAAGUGUCAAUGUUUGUCUUUGAUAAGGCUCAGCUAUUCAACUUUUAGUUGGGCAUGUCUGUGCCUUAAGUUCAAGCUUUCUCAUGGCAGAUUUAAUUGUACCUCAGCCAGUUAAUAGCUAUUCAAAUAAGUUAUAUUAAAGUUUUAUUGCAUAAUAAGUAAUUAUCUAUUCAUAUUUGGGGGAGGGGGCAAUGACUUUUCUGGUAAGCAUAUUAGUCAGUGACUGAAAUGCCUGGUAAGCAUGGAGGAAUAGUAAUUGGAAUUAGGUAAGCCAAAUCCUAGCACUGUGAUGUUGUUUUUUUUGUGUUUUUUUUUUUAUUGACAAGCCAUAUGGUAAGUAGGACACUGACUAGAGGCGCACUAAAGUACCCCUGCUCAGCCGCAUUUUAGAAGGCUGGAGUCCAGCUUCUUCCUCUGCUACGGCCACCUGUUAUCAGGUAGGGAUGUAGAGGUGCAAAGUAUUGCAUGUACUGAAGGAUUUUCCUUAGUGUUUAUGUUGCAACUGCUGCAAGACAUCUUAAUUAUACCUUACCUACCAAGACCAAGGUGUUGCACUAGAAUCUCUCUACUUAACUGAUAGCAUGUUUGCAGGUGAGUGCUUCUUGAUUCAUGAAACAAACAUGACUAGAUACAAAAUGUGUCUUGGGAGUAUAAAUUCUGAAAUGCAUAAGAUGCCUAUUGUUUAAAAUUAUUAGAUGUUAGAAUAGCUACUUAAAUCAUCUGGGAGUGGUAUAGCCAUGCUGGCCCAGUAAUAUUUUUUACUGGACCAACUUCUGUUAAAAAUAUUACCUCUCAGCUUUUUUCUAAUGAAAUUUUAGGGCCUACCUCAAUGAUUACUGCUGUGAAGGGUUCUGCCUCAUAACGCUUCAUGGAAGUAGUGGUUGAGGGAAGCUGUAGAUAAUAGUGAGUAACAUCUCAGUUACUGCCCUAAAGUUAUUGAUGCAAAGAACUUUUUUAUAGGGCUGGGAAGCUUUUUUUCUAUGUAACUUUCAUCAGAACUCUGGUGCCCACAUGUCUACUGUUGCAGUCAUUACAUUUUGUUUGAGGAGCCUGAGAUAGGCCUAACUCAGCCACCUCAUGCAACAAUUUUGAAAAAUAUCCCAUCAAAAACAUUUCUGUUCAACAGUAGCAGAGGCUAAGAGCCUCUACAGUGAUAAGCUGCUGCAGAAGAGCUGAACUAAGUUUAUACAAUGGAAAAAAGUUUUUCCACUGUAGUAAAUACCAACUGAAGUACUUUGCACACCUGUAGCACAUUUCCUGGGAGGCUAGACACUGCUUCAAUGGUAUCACCAACCCCUCUAUGGGCAACUUAAUCUUUUCUGUUUCCCAAAUAUGUAAAGUGAUCAAUCUCAUGCAGGAAGCAUAGGGUAAAGCCAGGAGUGGAACUCUGCUAAAUCUUGUGCCUGUCCUUAAAAUAUAUUAUUAGGAGCCAGAAGCAGACUGAUAAGCCUGCUGUUAGCACAGUCCAAACAAUUUAAGUUAAAAUAGAGCAAACUGCCUGUAGAUAGGGUCCUGUUUUUCCCAUUCAGUGUUGCUGCAAUCAGAGCGGGAGUUCAUCAUUCAGAAGAGAAGACAACAACUUCAGUUGUAAGUUUCUAUAGCUGCAGGAAUUUCCAUUACUUAUUUCCUUAAAGGCAUUUGCUUGUUACAGAUCUUUUGAAAAUUUUACCCUUUCCCUGAAAGUAACUUUUGGGGGGCGGGGUGGGAGAGAGAGAGAAAGCAUGAUCUGUUGUAUAAGGUGUUUCUGAAAAGAUGCAUCUCCUUUCUAGUAGUCUGAAGAACUGAGGCAACAUAAAUUAUUAGUAUGAAGUGUCCCAUCAGCUUUCCAAAAUGAACAGACAUUGAAUUCCCAUUACCCUUCUCUGAACAUUUAACUGUGGAGGUAACAACUGCAAACAGAGGACAUCAUUGGUACAGUAUAAAGAAAGAGUAAGAAGCAAUGGGCAAACACUAUACAAUGCUAUCGCCACACUGCAGAAACUGACCAUCAUUUGUGCUUGUUAUAACUGGUAUAAGCCAGUAUGUUAAAAUCCCCAGUGUUUUCACCUGUUUAAACCAGAAAAUCAUUUGAAUACCACAUGCUUUAUUAUUUGAUUGAAUGGAAGUUACAAAAGUAGAUACAAAAUAUUUUGUAAAAAGUACAAUAAAUUUACCUAAAAGUAACCAAAAAAAGCCCCAGGUAAGUAAAAACUUUAUUAUAACUAUUAAUGUAAAAAUACUAUAAAAUUUUCAUAUUAAAUUCAUUGUUAAUUUAUGCAAAUAGUUUUUGCCAUGGAGUAACUGUUUAGUCAAGUUGAAGGAAACAUGCAGAAAACACACAAGGCACAGCAGCAGUAUUGAGUUGUAGUUAAAGUUUGUCCCUAACACUGAAAGUAGCAAGAGGUCUAAAUACUGUAACCAGUUUUGAUUCACAGCACCACUCGCCUGCAAUGCAAGUUAAGAUGUAUCAGCAUUGUCUGAACAAACUUUUCUGCCUACUUGAAACAGCUGCAUGAAAGAACCUUGCAACCCUAGACCAUCCUGAGGAAGUGUGUGUAUUGAUAUAAAUAUAAAAAACUUCAAAAAGUCAAUCUAGUACAGGAUUUCUCAAACACUGUCAAUUCUUCCUUUAAUGAACAGAACAGCCUACCUCUCUAAAUGAUUAAUUUCCCUCCUGAAUUCUUAAAUUAACAGUGCAAUUCAGAAAAAUAUCUAGAAUCUGAACAGAGAAACCCAAUAGUUUUGUCAGGAGUUAGUUGAAGCAGAUCACUGGAUAUUCAGCAUUAAUUGGAUGCUUGCUGAGUUUCAAGUGAGAUCCAUCCACUAAUCUGCCCCUCAUCCCUGGAGUGACAAGUGCCUGCCCUGGAAGAGGGCAGAGAUUUGAGCUAGGAACAAAAUAUAGCUUAAAGCUAACUAGAAAAAGUUAUUUUGUCUUACAACAAAUGAAGCCUUACCUACCUUUCUCGAUCACAGCAACAUUUCUUUAUAAUGGAAGAAAAGGUUGAGUAAUCACCUAUACUGAAAUCUAUUCAUUGCAAGAAAGCUCAGAACAAAUACAUAAGCACUUAAGGUAAAACUAAAUUAUUGAAAAAGUUGCAUUUGUGCAAGGCCAGGGCAAAAGCUUGCUCAUUACUGAUACCACAAGCUUUAUUCACAGUCCUAUUAUGAGGUUUUAAAUAUGAGCAACUUACAUCAAAACAUCUCAAGCAAACCCUAGAACAGUGUGGUUUUAAACUAAGGUUAAUUUGUACAAUUUUUGACAAAUGCUGUAAACUGAAGUAGCUACUAUCUGUCCAUUUUGGAUUGGUGAAGCAGAAUGAUUU